CGCAUGACCAGCUGACGAAGCAGGGAGCAAGGUCACGUGUAUCGCCAAUGGCACUAACGAAGGGUAUACAUUCGGCACAGCGAAAUCGCUAUGAACUUUGCCCCUCCCGAAACCGGAGCCUCUACUCACAUUCCCGAAGGUCGCUGGAAGCGAAGCCAAAUGUCCUGGCACACCGUCACACCAUUUGAACCACCAGGGACUGGCCUGACCUCACCGCAGCAGACGUCACCCAUUUCGACCUCGACGGAGGACGCCGGGGCACAGAAGAAAAGGAAGCGCAGUUCGGCGCUGACCGACAAUGGCGAUCAGGACAAUGACGGCCCAGAAACAAACCGCAACGGCGCUGGGAAUAGCAGUAGUCCAAGUGGCCUGGCCAACGGCAAUCGACAACGACACCAACCCGGCGUGAAGCGAGCUUGCAAUGAUUGUAGGCAACAAAAGUUGAGAUGUAAUGUCAUUGCUGGACCGGGGGAUCAUUACAAGCCUUGCGACCGCUGUAUUAAACACAAGCUACCAUGUAGCAUCGACAAUGACUUCAAGCGGCUGGGAAAAAGAGCUGCCCAUGAAGAAAUGGUCAAAGAGCUGGAAGCAUGCAGGGCAAAGCUAGCAGAAUACGAAGCAAUGGGUCUUGUCCCUGCUUCAACAAUUGCGAAUUCCUCUGGACUGGCAACAACGCAAGCCAAUUCACUGUCUCUAGCAAUUCCUGCGGCCCAGAGAUCUUCCGCAAAUGGCGCUUUUCUUGACCCUCAUGAAGCGGCGGCUUCUCGCAGUCUCCUGGAUCUAAGCCAAGGUUUCCGAGAGAACGGUCAUCUUCAAUACCCUUCUAUCACACCUGGAACAUCAUUGCUCACUUUGGGAACUGUCAAUUUAACCGAAGCUCAGAUUCAGGAGCUGUACGAGGUUUAUUUCAACUUGUAUCACCCUUGGCUCCCGGUACUCAACCCGGACCACUCCUACAGCUAUUACUUCGAAAAGCACCCACUCCUACAUUGGACGAUCGUAGCGACUGCGUCGCGUCGGUCGACGCUACGGGCGGGCCUGUUUAUGGAACUGCAGCGUCCUCUGGAAGAGAUCCUGUGGACAACACUUUCACAGGUCCCGCAACAGUAUCAUGUUUGCAAAGCUUUGGCACUACUUUGCACAUGGCCGCUACCGACUUCUUCUACCUCGCAUGAACCUACCAUGAUGCUAACAGGUAUUAUGUUCCAACUUGCGCUGCAACAUGGCCUUCACCGACCCUCCCACGCACAGGAUUUUAGUAGAUUUCGAGUUGACCUUCGCGAAGAAGAUGUUGCUGAUCGCAUGAAUACCUGGGCGACCGUCAACAUUGUCUGCCAGACCGUUAGUACAGGUGGUGGACAGCCCGCCUUAUCGAGAUGGGCUUGGUUCACAUAUGGUCUUCAUCUCAAGCGAAUGAAAUCUGAACUGCGCACCCGCUGCCAGAUAGAAAAGUUUUGCGAUCAAGUGACGAGGACGCUCUACACUAUGCAGCGAGAUCAUAUCGUCGAAGUUGACCCCGCCGCGCGAGGAUUAACAAUUGAUCAAUAUUCAAGGGAGCUGGGCGAACUAGAAGUGACUGUUCUUUCAACACAUGCAUCACCAAUCGAGUCAAUGUUCUUGAAAGCCGCCAAAUUGCAUUUACGUUUGACAGCAUUCUUCGACAAAUCAACUCAACCAAAUUACAAGACUGAUUUGCGACACGUUUAUCUCUCUGCUUCUGAGCUCCUCAUGGCGCUCAACAGCAUGCCGGAUGAGCUUGUUUCCAACAUCCCACGCUACUUAGAGCAGAUGGUGUUAGCAGCAGCUUGCACAUUGCUCAAAAUCCUCAACUCGUUAUAUGCCAAUCAAUUCGAUGUCAUAUCUGGUCGCGCUCUGUUCGCCAAGUCAGUGAACCUACUACGGAAGCUAAGUGUGCGAUCCAAUGAUCUGCCACAAAGACUUGCGGAAGUCAUGGCACAGUUAUGGAAGAGUAGCGGUUCUGGGGAGCAACGUCUGUUCAAGACAGAGGACCCUAACGGAACCGAGACGGACGAGAGUUUACAGCUUAAGGUGCGCUGCCGAUCAUCUCUAUCGCUUUUAUAUGACGCAAUCUGGCGAUGGCGAGAGCGUGCUGGAGAGUCGGGAGCAGCCAGUCUACAGCAGGCCGUCGAAAACCCAACUGCGAUCGUCUCCGACCGGAAUACGCCCCAGCCGGGUAUCGUCGGCGGCGCUCACACUAUGGCGCCCAGUCACGGUCUUCUUGACACUGACCUGGACGGUGCUAACGCUUGGGGCGAUCCUUUCGGCGGAAAUGCUGUCUUUGAUCCAUUGAGCUGGGCGCUCGACGGCAAUCUCGGUCUUGGUGGCGCUGGACUCUUCGGCGCCUCAGAUCCACUUGGUCUGGGUAGCUUCCCAGGCUGAGACGCACACUCGGAAUGAUUGAUAACCGGAAACGUUGGGAGUCAUGAUAAUAACUGCAUUUCAUCUUGGUAUUCUGUUGGCGCUUGGUACGAAUCGGGGCUCGUAAAAUUACCAGUAUGUUUGGCAUGAAUAUGAAUAUGAGUAUCUAGGUCGAACAAGUUCAUCACCUGCUUGAACGACUUCUGCCUUGACACUACUUUCGCGACAGUGACAGGAAUAUAUGUCACUCCCGCCUUGCAUCCCUGCAGUCAUACCCUUGCCCCGCGGACCUGCAGUGUUGUGAUCAGAAUAAUACAAAGCAGGGAGCAGGACACAGCAUGUGUGUCGAGCCGGGCGGAUGGUCAGUUAUAGGCGUUUUAUGAUAUGUCAAUCCCUAUCGGAAUACAGUUUAAUCAUUCAAGUCUGACGCAGGAGCAACGCACGCUAAGUUUCAGGAUUCACGUGAUGUGUGGCU
This is a messenger RNA of Dissoconium aciculare CBS 342.82, 2854 nucleotides long. RefSeq lists its product as uncharacterized. Gene Ontology annotation, cellular component: nucleus. The record is from RefSeq and is a predicted model, not a curated record. Lineage: Eukaryota; Fungi; Ascomycota; Dothideomycetes; Mycosphaerellales; Dissoconiaceae. Gene Ontology annotation, molecular function: transcription cis-regulatory region binding; DNA-binding transcription factor activity, RNA polymerase II-specific; zinc ion binding. The transcript has 3 exons. The coding region runs from base 91 to 2400 and encodes 769 amino acids. Gene Ontology annotation, biological process: regulation of DNA-templated transcription; DNA-templated transcription.